AUGUCCACUAGACCAUCCCGUCGCGCGGCAGCGACACGGCGCGCUGCCAUUAUCGAAUCCGAAGACGAGGACGACGUAAGCGCCAACACAACCAAGGUCAAGGAAGAGAGCGAGGACGACUUUGAGCCCGAACCAGCUCCCGCCUCGCGCAGUCCGCGCCGCCAGACCCAGAGCAGGAGAAAGUCGGCUGCACCCCCAACACCACGCGCAGGUCGCUCGAGGAAGAGUGUCGCGCCAGCCUCCCUCGAGCCCAGCGAGAUACUCGACCCGGACCAGAGUGAUGCCACUGUCAUCGGACCAGAGUCGCCCGUCAGGAAACCAUCGCCCCGAAAGCGCAAGAGUGUUGCCCCGAGGAAAGCCAGCAAAGAGGCUACGCCAGACCCGAAACCGCUCGCAUCCAUCCCCACGCCCGCGCCAUCCGAAGAACCGUCCGAGCAUCACGGUACACCGCUGGCCGCUAUCACUAUUAAGAGCAUCAACGAGCCGGGAACAUCGGCGGACGACUCUAUCGCUACAGUGAAGCCCAUCCGAGCCAUGGACACCAUUCUAGAGAAGCCUAUGGACAUUGUCCUGAAGUCGCGCCAGAUGGCUAUGCCCGUCGUCGAAGAGACGGGCCCCAAGCCUCGCAUUGUCAUCACAUAUCUCAUCUUGAACAACUUCAAGAGUUACGCUGGCCGUCAGGAAGUCGGUCCUUUCCACUCCUCCUUCUCCUCCGUCGUCGGUCCCAACGGCUCUGGCAAGUCCAACGUUAUCGACUCCCUACUUUUCGUCUUCGGAUUUCGCGCGAGCAAGAUGCGACAGGGCAAGAUCUCUGCCUUGAUUCACAACUCUGCUGCAUACCCCAACCUUGACCAUUGUGAGGUCGCCGUUCACUUUCAGGAAGUCAUGGAUUUGCCUGGCGGUGGAUCGGAAGUAAUUCCCGACUCACAAAUCGUCAUCUCGCGAAAGGCAUUCAAGAACAACUCUAGCAAGUACUACAUUAAUAGCAAAGAGUCCAACUUCACCACUGUGACCACACUUCUCCGCGAUCGUGGGGUUGACCUCGACCACAAGCGUUUUCUCAUCUUGCAGGGUGAGGUCGAGUCCAUCGCCCAGAUGAAGCCCAACGCUGGCAAUGAGCACGAAGAUGGCCUUCUCGAGUACCUCGAGGAUAUUAUUGGCACGUCCAAGUACAAGACGCCUAUUGAAGAGUCCGCUACCGAAGUCGAGACCCUGAACGAGAUCUGCAUGGAGAAGAGUGGCCGCGUCCAGCACGUGGAGAAGGAAAAGAACAGCCUUGAGGACAAGAAGAACAAAGCCCUGGCCUUCAUUCGGGACGAGAACGACCUUGCCCUCAAGCAGUCAGCACUUUACCAGCUUUACAUCAGCGAGUGCAACGACAAUGUGGCUGUCACAGAGGAAGCAACUAGUCAGAUGCAGGCGCAGCUUGAUGCAGAGCUCGAGAAGCACCAAGGCAGCGAACAGAUCAUCAAGCAGCUUCAGAAGGCUUACUCGAAGGGAAGCAAAGAGUUCGAGUCGCAGGAAAAGAAUGUGCAAUCCCUCGUAAAGGAAGUUUCCAAGUUCGAACAAGAAAGAGUCAAGUUCGACGAGAAGCGCAAGUUCUUGUCCGACAAGCAGAAGAAACUGGAGAAGACCAUAACCAACGCCGAAAAGUCUAGCACAGAAGCUGAUGACACCAUCGAGCAGUGCUCCGAGGAUAUCACAUCUCGGGCCGAGGCGAUUGCGUCUCUUGAGCAGCAGAUGCAGGAAGAAGAAGCCGAGCUUGCCACCAUCCGUGAUAGCCUGAAGGGCAAGACACAAGUCUUCUCGGACCAAAUCGCCGCCAAGCAAAAGUCUCUCGAGCCCUGGAAAGAGAAGAUCAACCAGAAGCAAUCUGCUAUUGCGGUGGCAGAGUCUGAGAAGACCAUUCUGGAAGAGAAGGCCAACUCCGGAGCAGUGGCCCUCGAGGAGAUGGAGGCCAAAAUCGCCGCCGUCGAGGAGAGCCGCACCACGAAGCUGGAAGAGCUCAAACAAUGUCAAUCAGAAAAGGCCAGCCUUGAGAAAGAGGCCCAGGAGGUCGAGGGCGAACUCGAGAACCUCUCCCAGAUCGAGCCCAAGAUACGUGCCAAAGUGUCGAAUGCAAGGCAGAAGGCGGACGAGGCCCGGUCGAGUCUUUCGCAAACACAGAAUCGCGGCAACGUGCUCACAGCUUUGAUGCGGAUGAAGGAAUCUGGGCGAAUUGAUGGCUUCCACGGCCGUCUUGGAAAUCUUGGUGCCAUCGACCAGAAGUAUGACGUGGCCGUCUCAACCGCAUGUGGCGCCCUUGACAACUUCGUUUCCGAUACAGUCGACGCCGGACAACAGUGUAUCGAGUAUCUACGCAAAACCAACCUUGGACGAGGCAAUUUCAUGUGUCUAGACAAGUUGCGCGUGCGAGGCAUGGAGCCCAUCCAGACACCCGAGAAUGCGCCACGGUUGUUCGACCUGAUCACGGCCAAAGACGACAAAUUCCGUCCUGCUUUCUACCAUGCCGUACAAGAUACCUUGGUCGCCAAAGACCUAUCCCAAGCGAAUCGGAUUGCGUAUGGUGCCAAAAGAUGGCGCGUGGUCACACUCGACGGAGAGCUCAUCGACAAGAGCGGUACCAUGUCUGGUGGUGGCAACACCGUCAAGAAGGGACUGAUGUCGAGCAAGCUCGUGGCUGACACGACUAAGAAUCAGGUCGCCAAGCUGGAGACGGACCGCGAUACUGUUGAGCAGAAAUUCCAGGAGUUCCAAGAGCACCAGCGGGAACUCGAGACACGACUCAGAUACCUGAAGGAUCAGAUCCCUCAGCUGGAUACCAAGAUGCAGAAGAUUGGUCUCGAAGUGCGGAGUGCUGAGAAGAACCUUGCCGACGCUCGACGACGUGUGAAAGAGCUGGGCAAGGAACACCAACCUUCACAGUCCGACGACAACAGAGUGGCCGCCCUGGAGAAGGAUAUCGCCAAAUUAAACAAGGAAGUAUCGAAGUUACACACCGAGACGGAGGGUGUCGAGGCUGAGAUCAAGGAACUACAAGACAAGAUCAUGGAAGUUGGUGGAGAAAAACUCCGUGCUCAACGAGCCAAGGUCGAUGCCAUCAAGGAGGAAAUAUACUCUCACAACGAAGAGACGUCCAAUGCCGAGGUGAAGAGAGCCAAGGCUGAGAAAUCAAAGACCAAGCUCGAGAAAGACCACGCCAAGGCCACCAAAGAGUUGGAGGCCGCGAUACGGGACCUCGAGAAUCUCGAAGAGGAAGUCGAGAACCAAGGAAGCAAGUCGGAGUCCUUGACCGCCCAAGUCGAGGCCGCCGAAGAGGAGCUCGGGUCCAAGAAGAGUGAGCUUGCCUCCUUGAAGGCGGAACUAGAUGAGAAGGCAUCAGAGCUCAACGAGACAUGCGCGGUCGAGAUCGAGAUGCGCAACAAGCUUGAGGAGAACCAGAAAGCUCUUGUCGAGAACCAGAAACGUCUCCGCUAUUGGGAUGAGAAGCUAAACAAGCUGGUUCUCCAGAACGUGAGCGACCUUAGCGGCGAAACGCCCGCCAAGAGACCAACUGAGGAAGGUCAAGAGCGGGCCGUAGGCGAGGAAGAAGAAGAGCAGCAGCAGCAGGAGGAACCGGAAGAACAGCCGCAGGAACUUCCACGCUUCACGGACGACGAGUUGAAGGACAUGAGCAAGGAGACCCUGAAGGCUGAGAUUGCUGCCCUUGAAGAGAAGACACAGAAUGUCAACGUUGAUGUCAGUGUCCUCUCCGAGUACCGUCGCCGUGUCGAAGAGCACGCUGCGCGCUCGUCUGAUCUGGCCGGUGCGGUACAGCAGCGCGACUCAGCCAAGAAACGAUGUGAUGACCUCCGUCGACUCCGACUCGAGGGCUUCAUGGAGGGUUUCAGCACCAUUUCGUUACGCCUGAAGGAGAUGUACCAGAUGAUUACGAUGGGUGGCAACGCCGAGCUUGAGCUUGUCGACAGUCUAGACCCCUUCAGCGAGGGCAUUUUGUUCUCGGUUAUGCCGCCGAAGAAGAGUUGGAAGAACAUCAGCAACCUCAGUGGUGGUGAGAAGACGUUGUCGAGUCUGGCGCUCGUGUUUGCGUUGCAUCACUACAAGCCGACUCCGCUGUAUGUCAUGGACGAGAUUGAUGCCGCUUUAGAUUUCAGGAAUGUGUCCAUCGUGGCGAACUACAUCAAGGAGCGCACCAAGAACGCUCAGUUCGUCGUCAUCUCUCUGCGCAACAACAUGUUCGAACUUGCCGCCCGGUUGGUGGGUGUGUACAAGGUCAACCACAUGACCAAGAGCGUCACGAUUGAGAACCGCGACUUUAUUACCCGUAGUGCGGCUGCAAGACAGGGCGGCGCUGCUCAGACGGUGACUUCGUGA
Anthostomella pinea is the source of this 4374-nucleotide messenger RNA. NCBI's taxonomy places the organism in Eukaryota, Fungi, Ascomycota, Sordariomycetes, Xylariales, Xylariaceae. The record is from the annotation of a GenBank genome assembly.